CAAAUGGCGGACGUUGUAAACAGAGCCAGCACCUUCUUCACGACCGUGAGAAAUCUGAUGUUUUUAUGAUGAAUAACGUUGAAUGUGAGCGUAUGGACAGCUUGGAGGGAUGGGUGGCAGUAAAAAGCAACAUAUUUGAGGAAACCGAGACAUUUAAGCUCGGUUUUAUUGUACAGUGGAACGUGAUCGAGGGGAAGUUCGCUGUCACUUGUCACAAUCGGACUUUGCAAAGGCAGAGACGUAAAGCUCAAGUGUCGGAGGAUUGUCAAAUGAGCUGGGCAGGUCUUUUCUCUGUGAACGAUUUAAAAAACAUACACCAACAGUUUUCAUGUGUCGCAGACAUUUUAGGAAACUCUUUCCCGGAUCUGUCGGAGUUUGAAGACGGGAAUAUUUGGGAUUUGCUCUUCCUGAACCGGAGAGCUAGUCCCGGAGAGGAGGACGAUGAGAGGGAUUUUGACACGUCGUGCAGAAAACUGGAGAAAUAUUUUAGCACGGCCAUUGAUGUCUGCGGGCGGAAAAUAGUCCUAGAUACACUGUUUUCCCAAAAUGAGCAAGAUGUGGAGGAUUACUUUGAAAAUCUGCAGGAGUUUAAGAAGAAGAGCAUGCAGGAGGAGAUGUCUCGUGCCAAAAGUGAACUGCGACAGUUGCUGCAGAGCCACACCACAGCGGACAGCAUGGUGGCGCUACUCGACAUUUACCAACAAGAGGAUGACACCUACCAUGACCUGGUCACCGUGGCGACGACCUUUUUCCAGUUCUUGCUGCAGCCGUUCAGAGACAUGAGGGAGCUGGCCUGCCUCUACAAGAUGGAGAUCCUGAAAUCAUUGGAGUUUGAAGACUUGGGUCCCAAAAGGAUCGCAGAGCUGCAGAAGGAGGCAGAGGAGUGGAGAGUUAAAGCAGAAAACGCGGUGGCUUCAAUACAAGACAUCACAGUCAACUACUUCGCUCAGACAUCUAAAGCUUUGGCAGGGAUGGUGAGGCAGAUGGCGGAGGAUAAGAGCCGUUUCGGAGGAGCGGCCUGGGCUUGUGUGACUCCUCGGCUGGAAAAACUGCACUUCCUUUUGGCCAAAGAGACGCUGCAGCACAUGAGAGCCACCGAGAUGUGUCUGAACCGCAAGAAGAACGACAUCAAGAACAAGAUGGAAGCCCUGUCCGCCCCGCACAGUCCUGACUCUGGUUCUGGUCCAGACUCGGAGGACUCUGUGGACCAGCUGGAGCUCAGGUUUUAUGAGACACAACUAGAACUUUAUGACGCAAAGUUUGAAAUCCUGAAGAACGAGGAGCAGCUGCUGAUGGCUCAGAUCGACACUGUCCGAAGGCAAAUCAAAGAGCUGAAUGAGGAGGUGGUGUAUUAUGAUGUGUGUGAGGACCCGGAGGAGCUGCAGAGCCUGGUCCAAACCGGGAUCCAGACCGAGUCCCCAGUUCUCCGACAGCUCAAAAAACGACUUCAAACUCUGGAAACCAAGAGAGGCAGCAUCUGUGCAAGAAGAGCCUACCUCAGGAACAAGAAGGACCAGUGUGUUGAAGCACGUGAGCAGAAGCAGGUGGCGGCUGAAGAGUCGACCAAAGUCUUCACCCAGCACCACCAAGUUCACCUGAAGCGGGAGAAGAGGAGGGAGGAGGAGCAGCAGAGGAAGCAGUGGGUGGAUCAAGAGAGAGAGAAGACGCUCAGCCGAUUACGCUCCUUCAGAGAGAAGCGUCAGGGGCAGUACAUUUUGAAGACGUCCCAGUCAAAGCCCCCCUCCCCUGGGUCAAAUCAAGACCCUCAGCCCUUCUCCAUCAUCAGCCUGGGUCCCACCGCGGUUCCUUCGACACGCCCCACCCCGAAAACCAGAAACACUCCCAAAACCAAGAAGGAGCCGGGAAAACCCAAAGAUAUACCAGUUCAGAUCUUCACCGGACCCCCCAUGACACCGCCAUCCUGCCCUCCCCCUCCUCCACCACCGCCUCCGCCUCCUCCUCCUCCGCCUCCACUGCCCCCUAGUGGUGUCCUGAAAACGGAAGAUGAGCCUAAACCGCUGAGUGAGAGGAAAGAGCCACCGUUUCCAGCUAAAAACACUUUGAAACAGAAUAUAGGCACCAUGGACGAGGUGUUGGCGUCACUGCAGCGUGGGCAGAUCCAGCUCAGAAAAACCCCUGCUCCCGUGACAGCGCCCCCCGCGGGUGACCUGAGGAGCAGCCUGAUGUCGGCUAUUCGACAAGGAGUCACUCUCAAGAAGGUGGUUCCUGUUCGGUGCGAGGGUCAGAGCAGUGUCGAUAAUGAGCUGGAGAGGAGCAUAAAAGCCGCCAUGUUGAGGAUGAAGAAGGUUUCAUCCGAGUCUGAUGAAGACGAUGCUCAGAGCGGAGAAUGGGACAGCUGAAGACGCCGCGGUCCCGACAACAACCGACUGUGCCACAAUGAUAUUACAAACCUGUGCUUUUUACAAAACACGGCAAAAAAAUCGAACUGCGUUGAUGUAACUGUUAAAGGUGCACUAUGGAACUUUUCUAAUGUCUCUACAGAGAUAUUAUUGCUUUGCCUGAAAUGUUUCACAAUCGGCAUCUGUCUCCAUGGAACUUCACCAGACCAAGUUACAUAUCAGAUCUGUGAAGAUGCGACCCACGCUAACAGAAUGCACGUUUUAGGAUUAUUUUUGAGCAAGUGAGUGAAAAUGCAUGUCAAAUAAAUGCAAUAUAAAUAAAUGUAAUGCCAUAUUGUGGAAUAUUCCAGGCAAAGCAAAAACACCUCCAUGGAGACGUGGAGGUAGCGGACCCUCCACCAGAAGUUACACAGUGCACCUUUAAAUGGAGAGUUCAGUGGUUAGUGAACUCCUCACUGGGUUGGACGUUUUGUUUUAAAAUCUUAGUUAGAAUCAUAUUUUAAUCGCUGCUGUUUUUUUUUUGUUUUUUUUAAUACCAAAAUGAACUCUGACGAGGGCUAAAACAAUGAACUAUUAACUUUAGAAUAGACAAUUUCAACCUUUCACUUUUAUUUGACAUAAUUUAAUAGUUCUGAAUGAAAUUGGCUCUGUGCACAGUAGCACGCUAGCUAGUUCACUGUGUCUCAAAACUAAUGCUAAUUUGUAUUAAAAGUGUAAAAUAUAAAAUAACCAACCUAUUAAAAUUCUAAUUAAUUAAAAGAGAAGAUUAUUGUUACAUGUAGAAUACUUCAGCUUGUGAUGUUCUUUUAAUAUUUAUUUUUCCUCAAAAUUAGCAUUAGCAUUGAGACACAAACAUCUCUCUUUCUAAACACAAGUGUCCUCCAGUUGAAGUGUUCAUUUUAUUUUAUUUAACACGGUGACAUCCAUCCAAAGCUCCCUGUCCACUGACUUAACUUUAAUUUUUAUUUUUUAUUUUAGCGUGACUCGGCCAAAACCUCACAGAGAUAAGAUUGAACAGGAAGUAGCGACGCCAACAGUGACGUUGGCGACGCUGUUGUGCACAGAGUCUUUUUGCUUUGUUAAAUCUAUAUUUGAGCUGAAACACAGGACGGUUAUUUGUAGCACAUUUCUGUCUCAGUUUGUCAAUGUCACGUCUUUUGUUUUUUGAUUGUUGAAGUUAAAAUGAAUGACUUAAAGACUUGUUUAUAUUUAAGGGGAAUUACAAAAUGUAGCACUGAACCCAGCCCCAGCUUUGUUAAUAGUAAAGAUAAUAAAGACUUGUACGGACAAAGCCAAGCCCAUUGUGGCUCCAGAAGUAACUCUCCCAUUCGUUUUCCCCAUAGACCCUCCUAAAAAUUCAAAUAUUAGCACAACAGUGGCUACGAAUACUCAUGAUGCAGUUAUUCUGUCCAAAAACAAAAUUCUGUUAAAUGUUAAAGUGUCAAUUCACAUCAAAUUCACAUUAUAUUUUACCACUGAAAGGUUUAUACGUGGGAAUACAAAAGCACAUGGGAGUUUUAUGUCAAGACGUGAGCUUGGACUGUUGAGCUGGACGUUUAAGUGACAUGGGGACAGGUAGAAUUACUGUUAUUUUGCUUAUUUUGUGGUUUUAGGUGAGUAUAGCAGGAUAAUGGGCCUUGUCGCUAUUAUAAAAGACCGGGUUCAACAUAUAUAGACUUAAAAUUUUAAUAUUCCUUUUGACAAAACCAUAGACGUGAGUUCACACUGCAGUUUCACAAAGGCCUUAGAGACGGCUGCAGUUUUCAGGAUGCAACUGGAACUUAUUAAAGGGCCCAUAUUACACUAUUUUCUGAUCUACGUUAUAAUGUUUCUUCGUCACAAACAGACCUGGAGUCGUUUUUGUUCCAUUCACCCAAGUUUAACACACCACACCCUGCAUAUUUACGCUGUGUUCUUCUCUCAAACAGAAAACACUCUGUCCCACCUUGUGAUGUCAUCAUGUGGUGAUACAGGAAGUGCUCCGCUGUGUAUUUAAACUCCACACACCUUCACUAGAAUCAUUUGGAUGAUUUCAACCGCGGAAUCGCCGAUCUCGACCGAACUAAAGUUAAAAGGCAGUUGUUAACUUGAAAACUACCACUUUAUGACAUCACAAGGUGGAACAGAGCAUUUUGAGCUUUGGAGAUGUUACAGACUAAUAAUAAAGGGUUACUCAAACGUGUGAAUGAAACAAAACACAACUCCAGGUCUGUUUUUGAUGAGGUAACUUCAUUAUAACAUGGCUUAAAGUUCACAAGAGUCAGUUUUGCGUAAUACGGGAACUUUAAGCCGUUUCAAUGUGGCUCUUUUUUACUUAUGUACUGUGUUUGUCUACCCAUCACUGUUG
Messenger RNA from Periophthalmus magnuspinnatus, 4707 nucleotides. Its product is annotated as WASP homolog-associated protein with actin, membranes and microtubules. NCBI's taxonomy places the organism in Eukaryota, Metazoa, Chordata, Actinopteri, Gobiiformes, Gobiidae. Gene Ontology annotation, cellular component: endoplasmic reticulum-Golgi intermediate compartment membrane; cytoplasm. Bases 66 to 2360 code for a protein of 764 amino acids. Gene Ontology annotation, biological process: endoplasmic reticulum to Golgi vesicle-mediated transport; Arp2/3 complex-mediated actin nucleation. The transcript has 11 exons. The record is from RefSeq and is a predicted model, not a curated record. Gene Ontology annotation, molecular function: actin binding; Arp2/3 complex binding.